This is a messenger RNA of Folsomia candida, 2975 nucleotides long. RefSeq lists its product as uncharacterized. Lineage: Eukaryota; Metazoa; Arthropoda; Collembola; Entomobryomorpha; Isotomidae. The record is from RefSeq and is a predicted model, not a curated record. Bases 1631 to 2761 code for a protein of 376 amino acids. The transcript has 5 exons. Gene Ontology annotation, molecular function: beta-1,4-mannosylglycoprotein 4-beta-N-acetylglucosaminyltransferase activity. Gene Ontology annotation, cellular component: membrane. Gene Ontology annotation, biological process: protein N-linked glycosylation; N-acetylglucosamine metabolic process.
CAUCCUCUCCUCUCUCCUCUGUGUGCUGUACAUGUACGAAAUGUGGACCUACAUCUCAAUAUCCUAGCUAAAUAUUAUGUACCCGGAGGAUCGUUGGAAGUCGUCGUGUGAUUCGGGACGUAGAGUAUUUACAACAAAAACGCUUCGAUAUAUGCCAUGACCUGCUAAGACGAAGUUGUUUUACUUCCAGUCCGACUUUGGCCUUGCUUCCUAACAGAACAGAAAAACUUUCUCUUUCUCCAGAACGCAGCCUUGAACCGUUGUCAGAGAAAAGACGCCAUUCGUCUACCACUCAUAUUUCUACGGAUAAAAUCAUAAUUUUUCCACGGAACCCAACAAAUUAACAACUCUCAAAAUGGUUUGGACAAAAUUGGAGACUUGCGCCGUCUUAUCGAUUAUCUGUCUUUUCGCCAUAGCUUCCGCCGGAGGGUCGAAAGGUUACGGGGAAGAGUGUAUCGUAGGCCUGCUUGCAGGUGUGGGGGUUGGGAAUGAAGCAGAUACUUGCAAUGAAGACAAGAACCUAGUCUGCUUGGGAAAAACGUGUAAAUGUUCUCCGGAACGUUUCGUCUACCAGAACGGAUGGCUUGGACUUGAAUUUCUUGGGGGAGGUUGCAAAGUACGAGCAAACUUCCCAUGUUCGGAAACUGGUCCCGGAUGUGUGUCGAAUUCAGAAUGCAAACACGUCUGUCUGUGCAACGAUGGGUACCGGAUGGACUUAACUGAGGGGACGUGUGCUAACGGGGCACUGAAAAAUACUGGACUUGCAAUGAUCCCAAUGGUCCUUGUGGGGCUGGUCAUGUAUUAUUUGCAAAAUUGAAUCCAAGAUUUCAAUCAUCAAAAUUAUAAUUAUGAUUAUUAUUAUAAUUGAAUGCGAAUUUUUAAACUGCCAGAUUAUAUAUCUCAGUCGGUUCUUCUAGUGUUUGUUUUUAUGAAAGAAACUCCAUCAUUCUCUUUACAGUUUGCAUGAAAGUUAUUGGAUUUGUAAUUUUGUCGUCAUUAUUAGCUGCACUUUAAUGAUUUGAGUUGACAAGUUAUGAAAAUGCCAAGUAUUUUUGAUUUGUUGGAUUGCAUUGAAAUAUUUAUUAAUUUCAGAAUAUUUAUCACAGCAGAAAUCUCUCCCUCAUAAAUAGUUAUCAAUUUAUGUAUCUCCACUUAAUAUUCAUCCAGCCAAAUGCAACUCAUGAGUACGAAAAUUCAGCUCUUUCGCUACAUUGACAUUAUUAAUUGAUAAUAAGAUUCUAUAUUAUUAUGUAAGAGGAGGUUUAGGUCUAUUAAUGGAGCAAGUAAAAAAAAUAUUAUACAUAAAUAUAUUAUAAAACAUAUAUUUAGUAAUCGGUAUGCAAGAUAAUUUUAUCAUUUGCAAUACUCAAUAUAUUUAAUGCUGACUAGUUGUUGUAGAGGUCAAUAAAUAAAUAAAAGUUGGUUUAGUAGAUACAAAACGCCGAAUCCCGAAAAUAAAAUUUUAAUUGUAAAAAUGGGCUCGUAAAAGUUAGCUGAGCCGCUGAGCCUCAGCCGGCAUGGCACCCGCCUUCCAGUUGAUUUUUUGUUGUCGUUCUUUUCUUUUUGUAAAUUCAAUUGGCCAUUUCUAAUUUCAAAAAUUUUCACUGCAGUUUGUUUACGAUCGGCUGAAAUGUUCCCCCGUCCCCAUUUCUGUUGUCGUAUCGUCGUCAUUUUUGUGACCUUAGUCAGCCUCUUGACGUCGUUAUCUAUCUUACUAACUCGGCACCUUCGACCCUCCCUUAUCAUUCGGGACUUAGGUUAUCUCACUCGUCCGCUUUGGGACAACCCUGGAGAACAGCCAAAAAUUAUUAUUCCCCAUUUUGACGCCAGUAAUAACGACACGGUUGAAGACCUUUGCCGCCUCCACGGCUGGAUACCGAUAAUGCCAAAUACUACUAUUACUGUUAUCGACGCUGUGAUUUUCUCUAUUGAAUUGGACAUUUUAGAAAUUCGAAUCCGCGAGUUAUGGGACGUUGUUGACAUAUUUCUUGUCAUGGAGGCUGACCGCACCUUCGUCGGACGUCCGAAACAGCUUUAUCUCACCGAAAAUCUGUACAGAUUCUCCUGGGCAAGCAUGAAACUUCGCCACGUUCCUCUCCUCGACACCCUAAAGGCCCACCCCGCGAAAGAGUUCGACAACGAGAUGCAGAUGAGGAUCAGCAUGUCGAAAGCAGUUGAAGCACUUGCGCCAAAAGACGGUUCCUUAAUAAUUGUCAGUGACGUGGACGAGGUGCCGUUCAAGAAUACUAUCAAACUACUAAAAUCUUGUACUGGAUAUCCAACGAACGAACUUCACCUCCAGAUGAAAAAUUACCUUUACUCCUUCGAAUUCCGCCCUGCCACGACCAAUUGGAAACCACAUGUGACCCUGUUUAAGCACAAGAAUUUCAACUACCAUCACGGGAAAAGAAAGUCCAAUCACACCUUGGCCAACGCCGGCUGGCACUGCUCCUUCUGUUUUCGAUACUUGUCCGAUUUCCUGUUUAAAAUGACAUCGUACUCCCAUCAUAGCAGGGUCACAGGGGAACACUUGCUCCGUAGGGAGAACAUUCAAAAGAAAAUUUGUGAGGGGGCUGACCUAUUUGACAUGCUUCCGGAAGCUUAUUCAUACAAGGAGUUGAUCGCGGCGAUGAGGAAUGUUCCAAGGACAUCGAGUACGGCAGGGAUUCCCGAAACGGUGCUAAGAUAUAAGAACAAGUUUUCAUUUUUACUGCCAGGUGGGUGUGUUAGGGAAUAUUCAAAGGUCAAAUAUGUAGAGUAGGAGUAGCUAAAUAUCUAUAAUAUUGCAUAUAAAAUUUUCAACAUAAUAACUAAACUAUCUUGUACUCGUACUUUAUGUACAUAAUUGGCAUUUUGAUUAUGACUUUAAAUGGUUUAACUUUAAAAUAAUUUUAUCAAGCAAUUACAAUUUUUUUCUAUCUGUCGUCUCUAAUGAUUUCUAAAUAAGCAUUUCUCUUUGUUGUGUUGAUGCGUCC